GGCUAACGGUAAUUUCAUGGAUUGCAGAUGCCUACUCCUGCCAGCGCAAGUGCACAAAUCCAGAUGUUAAACAGUUUUUUUUUUUUUUUACCGGCGCCUUCAGUUUUCUCUUUCACCCCAUUUCACUCCAUGGUCUUUUAGGGCAAUAUAAGCGCCAUGAGUUUUCAUGGUCCGGCUCCUUUUACCCCCAGAUGUACAUCCAGGCGGAGCCCCCCACCAACAAGUCUCUGUCCAGCCUGGUGGUCCAGCUGCUGCAGUUUCAGGAGGAGGUGUUCGGACGACAUGUCAGCAACCCACCUCUCACCAGGUUGCCGAUGAAGAGUUUCCUGGACUUUAAGUCUGGUGGGGCUCUCUGCCACAUUCUGGCUGCAGCCUACAAGUUCAAGAGCGAUCAGGGCUGGCGCAGGUUUGACUUUCAGAAUCCUUCUCGGAUGGACCGCAAUGUGGAGAUGUUCAUGACUAUCGAGAAAUCUCUAGUACAGAACAACUGUCUGAGUCGACCAGUGAUCUACCUGAGCUCUGACAUUGAGGCCAAGCUACUGGGGAAACUGAAGGACAUCAUCAAGAGGCACCAGGGCUCAGUGACUGAAGACAAGACGUCCAGCUCCCAUGUGGUGGUUCCCAUCCCUGCCAGUCUGGAGGAGGAGGAGUGGGUGCGUCUGGUAAUGAAGAGAGACAAGCAGGUGCUGCUCCACUGGGGAUACUAUCCUGACAGCUAUGACACCUGGAUCUCAGCCAGUGAGGUGGAGGCUGCUGUGGAAGAAGCGCCCAGCCCAGAGAAACCCAGGAAGGUCCAUGCCAAGUGGAUCCUGGACCUUGACCAGUUUAAUGAGUGGAUGAAUGAGGAGGACUAUGAGGUGGGGGAGGGGGGCCCCAAGAGGAAGAGAAUCUCAGCCAAGACCCUGACGGAUGAGGUCACCACCCCAGGGGACGAGCGUCGUGACAAGAAGCCCGGCAGUGCCAAGAAGAGGAAGCGCUCGCCCUCCCCCUCGCCCACCCCACCACCCCAGGAGAGCAAGAAGAAGAACACAAAGAAAGGGUGUGGGCCCACCACCCCGUACACUAAGUCUAAGCGAGGCCAGAGAGAGGAGGAGCCAGAGGAUCUGACUAAAGAUCUGGAUGAACCAUCACCUGUACCUGCAGUGGAGGAGGUCACCCUACCUAAGACAGGUACACAUGCUCACACACCCAACACUAAGAAAGACUCUGAGUCAACACCAGUAAAGGGAGGUACCAUGACAGACCUGGAUGAGCAAGAGGAUGAAUCCAUGGAAACUGCAGGAAAGGAGGAGGAGGAGGGCUCUCCGAGUGUGAAGGGAGAGCCGGUGAAAGGUUCGGACCUCCAUGAGGACAACGUGACCGAGCAGACCCACCACAUCAUUAUCCCCAGCUAUGCUGCCUGGUUUGACUACAACAGUGUCCAUGCUAUCGAGCGUAGAGCCCUCCCAGAGUUUUUCAACGGCAAGAACAAAUCCAAAACCCCUGAGAUUUACCUGGCCUAUAGGAACUUCAUGAUAGACACUUACAGGCUGAACCCGCAGGAGUACCUUACCUCUACCGCCUGUCGUAGGAACCUGGCCGGAGAUGUGUGCGCCAUCAUGAGGGUGCAUGCGUUCCUGGAGCAGUGGGGUCUGAUCAACUACCAGGUGGACUCAGAGAGCCGGCCCACCCCCAUGGGCCCCCCGCCCACCUCCCACUUCCACGUCCUGGCUGACACCCCCUCCAGCCUGGUGCCCCUGCAGCCCAAGGCCUCCCAGACUCCGGCGGCCCAGCAGAUUCUGUCCUUCCCAGACAAGGUGAAGGAGAAGCAGCCAGCCGACCUGCAGAACUUUGGCCUGAGGACAGACAUGUACAGCAAGAAGACUGGGCCUCCUAAGAGUAAGACUGCUGCCAGCGCCAUGCGAGACUGGACUGAACAGGAGACACUACUGCUGCUAGAGGGUCUAGAGAUGUACAAGGAUGACUGGAACAAGGUGUCGGAGCACGUGGGCUCACGUACCCAGGACGAGUGUAUCCUACACUUCCUGCGUCUGCCCAUCGAGGACCCAUACCUGGAGGACACGUCCUCGUCCCUGGGCCCCCUGGCCUAUCAGCCCGUCCCCUUCAGCCAGGCAGGCAACCCCGUCAUGAGCACAGUGGCCUUCCUGGCCUCCGUGGUGGACCCCCGCGUGGCCUCCGCAGCCGCCAAAUCUGCCCUGGAGGAGUUUUCCCGUAUGAAGGAGGAGGUCCCAGCAGCACUGGUGGAGGCCCAUGUGAGGAGGGUGGAAGAGGCGGCGCGGACCAGUGGCAGACAGGACCCCCUCUACGGCCUGGAAGGCAGCGGCAUCGCAGGCACCAGCCUGGAGGAGGGAGAAAAACCUGAAGAGAGCAGCGAGGAGAGUAAAAGUGACAGCCAAUCCAGUGAAGAGAAGAGGGAGACCAAGGAGAACAAAGAGGGAGCCAUGGAAGAGGGGGAGAAGCAAGGAGAAAACGGGAAGAAGGAGGAGGAGAGAGGAAGAGAUGGAGAAGGAGAGGGAGAGCAAGAGGCUGAGAAGACCGACUCGGAGAUGGGUGAUGGAGAGAAGGAUAAGGAAGGGAAGGAGGGCUCGGAGGAGAGCCAGAGAGAAGGAGAGAGUGAGGGAGAGAGGAAGGCUAAGGUGGAGCGGGAUGUGGGAGAGGGGAACCUGGCUACCGCAGCUGCCUCUGCCCUGGCUGCUGCUGCCGUCAAAGCCAAGCACCUGGCUGCUGUGGAGGAGAGGAAGAUCAAGUCUCUGGUGGCUCUGCUGGUGGAGACUCAGAUGAAGAAGCUGGAGAUCAAACUUAGACACUUUGAAGAGCUGGAGACCAUCAUGGACCGAGAGAGGGAGGCGUUGGAGUACCAGAGGCAGCAGCUACUGGCAGACCGUCAGUCGUUCCACAUGGAGCAGCUGAAAUAUGCAGAGAUGAGGGCGCGUCAGCAGCACUUCCAACAGAUCCAGCAGCACAGCCAGACUGGAGGCCCACACUCCGCCCCGGCCCCCACUGGCCCCCCACCCCCACCCCAGGGCCCCUCAGCCACCCAGUCCCAGCCAACCCUCAGUACCCCUGCACCACAGCCAGCUCCCAGCCCAGCACCCCCUACCACCUCCAUCCCUUCCUCUGCCCAGCCUGCUGAGCCCCAGCCGCCCCCCAGUGGUCCUCACACCUCACCUCCCCGCCCGCCAGGCCAGCCCCCCACGGCCCACUCCAGCACCACCCCAACACUCCACGAGCCUAGUGCCCCUCUACCUGAGGAUACACACCACUCCUCAGCCCCAGUUCCCCCUCCACAGUGAAAAGAGAGAGGGAAGAAGAGAGUGAGAGAAAGGGUCCUGGCAAACUGAAUGACAUUGACCACUUUGUACCUAUGAAUCCUGCCUGUUUAAUCUAAAAAUGAAGAAGUCAAACUGAAGGACAUAUAACAAACUUUGAUCAUGUUUAACAUUUUGAACGAUUUACAUGAGAAAGAAAAGCAAAACAAAAACAUUUCACUGAAGUCUACCUUACCUUACCAGAGUGAAUAUAAAGAUCCCCCUCAACUAAACAAGAAAAUACCAAUGAAGAACUUUAUCGGUUUUCAAACUAACAGUCCCCCAGGCAUUUUUUCAGACAUAAGUUGCCUAAUGACUUUCACAUCAGAGCCCAAGGUUAAACCAAGAGAGAAUGGUCAUGUAAAUACACCACUUGACCUGAGGAUAUGAAGAGAACUAAAAGGCUCUUGUCUGAGCAGUCCUUUGACCAGUGGUGCUUUGGUGCUUUCGUUUCCUGUUAUAGUUUACUGUAGUCAGAUGUCCUACCAUGUUCCCAGAGGUACCUACCUACCUAUUCACCCACGGUACCCCUGGUAGGAAUUUAUAAAAGAGAAAAAAAAGAUUUGCACUUUGAAAAGAUGUUUCCCCGGUGGCCAUAUCUAGAGACAUGAAGCAUUAUUAAUGGCUCUAUUCAAUAGGCGUUGCAGAAGUUCAGCGUUACAGCGUGAUUGAAAUGUGAAGGCAAUGUUAGCGGAGACUGCAUUCACAGUAAACACUGCAUAUGUCAGCUCAAUCUGGAAAUGACCUUUACAUUGCUAUUGCGCAAUCUGUAACACUUCAGCAAUACAGAUUGAAUAGAGCCCUAACUCAAUUGACCUAAAGCACUUAGCUGCUCUCUUGUUUUGAACUUUUACUACGACGUCAUAGUUUCCAAAUAUGAGAUUCUCAGUUCUAGGUCACCUUAUUUCAUUGGUUUGGCUGCUUGUUGCCCUAUGUGUGUGAAUGUGCUGUUCUAGAGCAUUGGGGUUGGUCUGUUGGUUAGAUGUAUCGUAAACUGAAACAAAGUAUGUGUUAGGGAAAUGAAAAAGGAUGAACGAAUGGUAUUACUCUUUUGUAAUGAUAUGUAUUCUGCGUGGAAACCGUCUCAUCUUGCCCUAUUGCCAUUUGUUAUUAAGACUAUGUACUGUAAACUGGAUUUUCUGUUACGAAUGUUUCGUUCCAAUUGGAACAGAAAAUCCCUCCAUGACUGAGCAUUAGAAACCACUUAAAGUAUUGAUGAAGGGCCACACCCCCAGAGUCAGUGUCCUCUAGGACACAAUGUCCUAAAAGGCCUUAUUUGAACUCUAUUUUGGGCUCGAUUCAAUCCAUAUAGCAAAAGUUUAGCGUUACAGUGUGAUUGAAAUGUAAAGGCAAUGUUAGCGGAGACUGCAUUCACAGUAAACACUGCAUAUGUCAGCUCAAUCAGAUAUGACCUUUACAUUGCUAUCGCACAAUCUGUAACACUUCAGCAACACAGAUUGAACAGAGCCCUUUGUUUUUUAAGUUUAACAUCUGAAGCACUUCUGAAACAGUUGCACAUGCUCAGAGCAGAGCAUAAUCAUAAGCCUAGCAGUAACUGCACAAAUAAGAUGGUGUUUGUCAGUAUGUCCAGUAUGGCUAGUCAGUAUCAGUGAAUCAUACCAUUGUAGAGAUGAUACUCUAAAACAAUGACUGGAUAUAGCUCCGGAAGAACCUUAUUGGCAACUUCAAAGAUAGCAGGUAUCACCAUCACAACUCUGUUCAUUUUUUUAGGUUUGCAAUUUUCUCCAUAUGAGUUUGUGGGAUGCGGACAUUUGGAAAUCCACUGAUUUUUAUAGUUUGUUUUGUGUUUUCCAAUAACCUGUCCAACUCGCAUGAAGCUGUUAGUAUGUGAUGGAAGUGGCUUUAAUGUUACAAAAUAACUUUCUAAAUCAAGGAAUCUGAGAAGUCAGUUCAGCUUACAGAGGACAAUUGUGUCCUUUAAUAUCUGUAAACAAUAUCUUCUCUAUGUAUCCUAUCUAUUUUUAUAAUAUUUGACUGUCAGGUUUUCCAUUUUUGUUUCUUUGAUAUUAUUGUUUGCAUUUUAUUGCUGUAUUUUAUUAUCUAUGUAACCUCUAAUCCCCUCCCUCAUUGUCAUGUGCGCGAUCCUGAUAGGCCUCCAUGACCUUUCAAUCAGUGUGACUGUGAGCAUGGGUGUGUUUUCCCCACUGUUCCUUCAGUUCAGUUCCAUCUAACCCCCUUGUGCCAUUGUAUUUGAAUUGUUACAAAGGCUGAGGAAUUGGGAUGCUCAUUGUUCUCAUACAGAAGUAGAAAAUGAUGACACAGCAACACAUUACACAAACCCACUCCUCUGACAGUGUCUACAUAUACUCUGAUAAUACAACUUGUGUCCAGAUAGCCAGUGUUAGAAACUUCACUACAGUCGUGACCAUGGAUGGACUGCUUUGGUCUCUAUUAUUGCAUUGUGUGGAUUUCGUGAUAUGAAAUACGUGUGUAUGUUCAGUUUCUUGUUUCUGUUUGUUUUUCAUGGUUGCUAACGAUAGCAAUGAUUGCAUUGAUUAUACAGUAGAAAUUAACCUUUCCUCAGUCAAACUCUUGCCAAAUGAGUGUCAACAGUUGCUCUGCCGUUCGUAUUGAAUUAAAAUAUAUAUAUAUGCGAAGGUUUUACUUACAAUUUUUUGGGGAAAGUCAAAUAAAUGAAGAUGACGUGACGUGUAUAGUUUGGUCAUUGUUGCUACUGUGGGGAUCGCAAUUAUUGACACCCUGGAUAAAGACGAGCAAAAAUGACUGCAUAAAAGAAAUAAUUCAAAUACUGAGCUGUAUUGUAUGCAAUAUAUUUGUUUUUAAUUAUAUUAUUUUAUACUAAUACAAUUGCUCAAAGAAAGAGAUUUUGUUUAAAGGCCCUGUGCAAUCAAAACUGAUUUUUCCUAAGUUAUAUAUAUAUAUAUAUAUAUUUCCACAUUGAUGUUGGAAAAAAACUGUAAAACUGUGGAAAUGGUGAUAAUGCGCUUUUAAGAGUGGCUUGAAAAGACCGCCUGAAAUUUCAGCCUGUUUUGGUGGAUGGAGUUUUGCACUGCCUGUUGACAACCCCAGGUGGUAAAUUAGUUUGUAGACCAAUAAGAAAGAGAGUUCCAAACCUCUCUGCCAAUAACAGCUAGCUUUCAGUUUUCCCCUCCCAGCUCAGACCACUCCCAGACAGUCCUAGUGUAACGAUGUUGGUUAUGUUUCCACUUGCCACUGCAGAACUAUGUUUUCGAUGUUUAUGUAUUCUUAUUGGUUGGGUGAAUUUACAUAUCAAUAAAGUGUUAUGCCAUUCGUAA
Messenger RNA from Oncorhynchus mykiss (rainbow trout), 6586 nucleotides. Lineage: Eukaryota; Metazoa; Chordata; Actinopteri; Salmoniformes; Salmonidae. The record is from RefSeq and is a predicted model, not a curated record.